CACCGGGGACGCAGCUUCGCCAGCGACUCGAGAAUCAAACGGAGCGGAAAAUAGGUUUAGCUUGGUAGUAAAUUGGAAAAUCGGGAAAAAUCUCAGAAAAUGCUAGUGCCUCUAGUGCCACUUUUGUUGGCCCUUCUGGGGGCCCAGGCCCAGCAGUUUGGCAAAGCCAUCAUGCAUUUUGGCAACUGCAAUUCUGUGGAGUUCGGCAGGGGGACCUGCAUCGAGAAGAAGGACUGCGACUUCUUCGCCGUGGACAAGCUAACGGACUUGGCCAGCAAACAGCAGUGUUUCUCCCGCCAGCGACCCAAUCUGGUUUGCUGUCCCCGCGAGACGAACAUUAUCCCGCCAUUGAGUCCCAGGAUGGGUAACGUAACCACCAAUAGCGGCUCAGUGAACACCCCCCAAGGCAUCAGCAGCUCCACUCCGCUGAGGCUGUUGGCCCGCACCACGCCUCGCCCACCCAGCGGGAUCGAUCAGCUACCACAGCAUCCGUACUGCGGAUCGGCCUUUUCGUUCCGAGUAGUUGGAGGUCAACACACCGGACUCUUUGAGUUCCCGUGGACCACCCUGCUGGAGUACGACAUGGUGGGUGGGGGCAAAGACUACGCCUGCGGAGCAUCCUUCAUAGCCCAAAGAUGGCUGAUAACGGCUGCCCACUGCAUCGAAGCGUUCGGUAGAAAUCUCACAGCUGCCAUUCUAGGAGAAUGGAACCGGGACACCGAUCCGGACUGCGAGGUCAACCUGAGUGGCGUACGGGAAUGUGCUCCGCCGCACAUACGGGUGACCAUCGAUCGGAUAUUGCCGCAUCCGCAGUACUCGGAUAAGAACUAUAGGAACGACAUUGCCUUGCUCCGCUUGUCGCGUCCGGUGAAUUGGCUGCAAAUGAAGUACCUGGAGCCCGUCUGCUUGCCUCCGCAGAGGGGCAUCAAUGCCAAUCAGCUGGCGGGCUCAGCCGCCGAUGUAUCCGGCUGGGGCAUGACGGAAUCCAGCGGCAGCAGCAAGAUAAAGCGAAUGGCCAUGCUGCACAUUCAGCCCCAGGACGAGUGCCAGGAGGUCUUCUAUAAGGACACUAACCUCACGCUCGCCGAUAGUCAAAUGUGCGCCGGCGGUGAGAUCGGUGUGGAUUCCUGCAGCGGCGACUCCGGCGGACCACUGACCGUAGAGGCCAGUACGCCGGGCGGCAAUCGGUAUGUCUAUCUGGCCGGAGUGGUCUCCAUUGGGCGGGAACAGUGCGGCAAGACGCAGUUUUCCGGAGUCUAUACUCGGGUCAGCAGCUUCAUGGACUGGAUUGAGACCACCAUUCGGGCGAAUCGCGUUUAGGUGGCUUUCAUGGGCUUCCAUAACUCAAAGCAAAGAUCAUAUUCUGACCAUAAAUGAAAUUAAAACAAUUUUUUGAAAUAUA
This is a messenger RNA of Drosophila eugracilis, 1402 nucleotides long. It is a transcript of the gene Ser7, whose product is annotated as serine protease easter. The record is from RefSeq and is a predicted model, not a curated record. Lineage: Eukaryota; Metazoa; Arthropoda; Insecta; Diptera; Drosophilidae. Gene Ontology annotation, biological process: proteolysis. The transcript has 3 exons. Gene Ontology annotation, molecular function: serine-type endopeptidase activity. The coding region runs from base 100 to 1320 and encodes 406 amino acids.